Messenger RNA from Spodoptera littoralis (African cotton leafworm), 621 nucleotides. NCBI's taxonomy places the organism in Eukaryota, Metazoa, Arthropoda, Insecta, Lepidoptera, Noctuidae. The record is from the annotation of a GenBank genome assembly.
AUUUUUGCUUCCAUAUAUGACAAAUGCGGAACGAGAUACAAAUGUUACACCACAUGCUGAUAUUUCGACAAGUUUCGAGGAAACAGCUAAUACAGAUGUUAGUAGAGAUUCAGCAGAUACGAUAAUAGCUCCAAAAAAAAGGAAGACGGAUGAAAUAAUUCAUAAUGACGAGGAUUUGUUAAAUUUUUAAAAGAUAUGGAUCAUAAUCGAGCAAAACGAACUGCGCAGAGGGAUGAGUUACGUAAAGAAGUACUAACAUCAAGUGAUCCUUUAAAAGCUUUUUUUGAUUCAAUGUAUCAUAGUACAAAGCAGAUGCCGGAGUAUUAUCAAAGAACAAUAAAAAGAAAGUUGUUUCAAUUGGUAAUGGAUGCUGAAGACAAUAUUGCUAAUACAAACUAUUCAUAUACCGGUUACUACUCAAACGAUUAUUCUUACAACUCUCGCCCUUCUACGAGUCAGACCAAUUUCUCUUCUGAACACGAUGCUGCCUCACCUGAACCCAGCGGUUCUGGUGUGCAGCAAAUUGGAAUUGGAGCACAUACUACUCGUAGCCAAAACGAAGAGAUCCAAGAUUCAAUGUCUGCCGCUGAAAUCAGUCCAAGCGAUGGAGCCUUACCUUAA